Messenger RNA from Symbiodinium necroappetens, 254 nucleotides. The record is from the annotation of a GenBank genome assembly. Lineage: Eukaryota; Dinophyceae; Suessiales; Symbiodiniaceae.
GAUUCGCUGCAGCGAACCACCAGUUUAAUGAGACGGAAGACCACCACGUGGACUUCACCAGCUUGAACCAUGCAUCCUACUCCUCCCUCCUCACGGACGACGAGCUCCAUGAGGACAUUGCGAUCAACAAAGAGCUUUUCCUCAUCAUGCUCCAGGAUCGUGGAGUCCACUCCUUAAUGGACGAGUUGGACAUUCCACCAGAGCGUGCCCACCUCUUCGAGAUCAUCGAUGCAGAUGGCAGCGGUACACUUCAG